Messenger RNA from Phycodurus eques (leafy seadragon), 2081 nucleotides. RefSeq names its product DEAD (Asp-Glu-Ala-Asp) box helicase 6 (gene ddx6). NCBI's taxonomy places the organism in Eukaryota, Metazoa, Chordata, Actinopteri, Syngnathiformes, Syngnathidae. The transcript has 14 exons. Gene Ontology annotation, cellular component: P-body; cytoplasmic stress granule. The record is from RefSeq and is a predicted model, not a curated record. Bases 558 to 2003 code for a protein of 481 amino acids. Gene Ontology annotation, biological process: P-body assembly; cytoplasmic stress granule assembly. Gene Ontology annotation, molecular function: mRNA binding; RNA helicase activity; ATP binding.
GGCUCAAAUACGAUCGGAAGCCAUCUUGAAGGUUCGGAUGAGAAAAAGCCUCAUUCGUGCUCUCGGCUUAGUCAGCUACAAAUUGACACAGCUUAAAAAUAUAUAUUGAAAAACAAAAGACGAUUUUCUUCGCUUAUCUGAGGGUUUGUAUAAAUCCACUGUCGAGGACGCAGCGGCUCGGAGCUACCGGAGAUGGCCAGCUCUAACAAGUCGACCAGUACUUGAGAAGCCAGUUAAUCCCUCCCAGAGUUUGGAUCCAGACACCUGCUGUCAAGCGCCACACUUGCGAAAACCGAACUGCUUAUUAAGCCUCUAUUCCCAACAGAAAUCUGUUCAAAAACAUGAAAGGGAUUUUUUAUUUUUUAUUUAUUUUUUUUGCUUCAUGUCCCACAAAUGGCAACAUUGUGUAGUUAGUGGCAGGGAAAAAUAUUUGGACACAUUGUAUAGAAAACACAUCCCUGAGAGGGAAGGACUACUUUUGUGAGUGUUUCCAGCUGAGUGGAUUCACUCCCCACUUGAGGUUCAUCGUUGUUGGACUGAGAAGCUAAGGAGGAAACAUGAGCACUGCCAGGACGGAGAACCCGGUCAUCUUGGGCUUGUCGAACCAGAAUGGACAACUCCGGGGCUCAGUGAAGCCGACCGGAGCGCCGGGUGGCGGCGGCGGAGGCCUCCAGCAACAGCCGCUAAAUCAGAUGAAAGGCACAAUUAAUGGCAAACCCCUGACUGCUCCUGCGACUAACUCUGUCAUCAAGCCUGGAGAUGACUGGAAGAAAAAUUUGAAAUUGCCUCCAAAGGACAUGAGGAUGAGAACUUCGGAUGUGACGGCGACAAAAGGCAACGAGUUUGAAGAUUACUGCCUCAAGAGGGAGCUGCUUAUGGGCAUCUUUGAGAUGGGCUGGGAAAAGCCGUCUCCCAUCCAGGAGGAAAGCAUUCCCAUCGCGUUGUCAGGGAGGGAUAUCUUGGCCAGAGCCAAGAACGGCACAGGGAAGAGUGGAGCCUACCUCAUUCCCUUACUUGAACGCAUUGACCUGAAGAGGGACUACAUACAAGCAUUGGUCAUAGUGCCCACCAGAGAACUGGCUCUGCAGGUAAGCCAAAUAUGUAUCCAGGUCAGCAAACACAUGGGGGGCGUGAAGGUGAUGGCAACCACGGGUGGAACCAACCUACGCGAUGACAUCAUGAGACUGGAUGAAACGGUUCAUGUGGUCAUUGCCACUCCAGGGAGGAUUUUAGACCUCAUCAAGAAAGGAGUGGCCAAAGUCAGUCAAGUGCAGAUGAUUGUUCUUGAUGAGGCUGACAAACUCCUGUCUCAGGACUUUGUGGUCAUGAUGGAAGAGAUUCUGGGCUUCCUCUCCAAACAGAGACAGAUUUUGCUUUACUCUGCUACCUUUCCCCUAAGCGUCCAGAAGUUUAUGAAUUCGCACCUGCAGAAGCCCUAUGAGAUCAACCUCAUGGAGGAGCUUACAUUGAAGGGGGUGACUCAGUAUUACGCCUACGUCACCGAAAGGCAAAAAGUUCAUUGCCUCAACACCUUGUUCUCCAGGCUCCAGAUCAACCAGUCUAUAAUCUUCUGCAACUCCUCUCAGAGAGUGGAGCUCCUUGCCAAGAAGAUCUCCCAGCUCGGUUACUCGUGUUUCUACAUUCAUGCCAAGAUGAGACAGGAACAUCGCAACCGUGUGUUCCACGACUUCCGAAAUGGUCUCUGUCGAAAUCUCGUCUGCACUGACCUCUUCACAAGAGGAAUAGACAUUCAAGCUGUGAAUGUUGUAAUCAACUUUGACUUCCCGAAGCUGGGAGAGACGUACCUUCAUCGCAUUGGCAGAUCUGGCCGAUUUGGACACUUGGGUCUGGCCAUCAACCUGAUCACAUAUGAUGAUCGCUUCAACCUGAAAGGCAUUGAAGAACAGUUGGGAACAGAGAUCAAGCCCAUCCCCGGCAUCAUUGACAAGAGCCUGUAUGUGGCAGAGUACCACAGUGAGAGUGGCGAAGAAGUUAAGCCAUGAGCCAAUCAGUCCAUCCACCAUUCCCCUUUGGACCCACCCCAACUUGUAUUUGUUAUCCCCUUUAACAUAUGGAGCCUU